CAUUACCCGAAGCUGUUCGUCCUCUGCUCUCCCUCCCAUCUCUCCUCACAUUAUACCCGGUGCUGCAAUUGCCUGCGCGCCUCUCCCGUUGAAGUGUAUCUCGUCGUUGGUGUUGCUCCUCCCAGCACAGCAAUCGGCGUCUUUCUGUAGAUUGCUUUUCGGCCAAUUUGCAUACCAGCUCCACAGCUACAAGACACUACUACUAAUACUCUGCUCGAUCCUCCCAUCGGCAGCAGCAGCUUGAGACCACGUCACGCAACGUGCAAAAACGCCAAUUGCGGGCAUCGUCGUCAUCUGGGGUAUUCUGAUCUGCAAGCGGGACUAGAGGCCGGGCUCCAGCUUCUUAGCAGCACAAAUUCGCCGACUCCUCACCACUCCUGCAGCCUCCCCCUCGCUCCCUCCUUCCUCCCCCCACUCACGCCACUCCCUGCAUGGGAAUUGCACUCAACGACAUGGCUGGAGGCGCAGAGAACGGCGCCAAUGGCUCUGCCAACGGCGCCCCGAGCACGUAUGCGGCCAAGUACAACCUGGCUCCGCACUUCAUCGGCGGGAACCACCUCAACGCCGCGUCGCCGGGCAAGGUGAAGGACUUUGUCACGGCGCACGACGGACACACGGUCAUUACAAAUGUGCUUAUUGCGAACAACGGUAUUGCGGCAGUCAAGGAGAUCCGCUCGGUGCGGAAGUGGGCGUACGAGACAUUCGGCGAUGAGCGGGCCAUCCAGUUCACCGUCAUGGCCACGCCCGAGGAUCUGCAGGCCAAUGCCGAAUACAUCCGCAUGGCCGACCAGUAUGUCGAGGUGCCCGGCGGAACCAACAACAACAACUACGCCAACGUCGAGCUGAUUGUCGAUGUGGCGGAGCGGAUGAACGUCCACGCCGUGUGGGCAGGAUGGGGCCACGCCUCGGAAAACCCAAAGCUCCCCGAAUCGCUCGCCGCCUCGCCCAAGAAGAUCGUCUUCAUCGGCCCCCCCGGGUCGGCCAUGCGCUCGCUCGGCGACAAGAUCUCGUCCACAAUCGUCGCGCAGCACGCAAGGGUGCCCUGCAUCCCGUGGUCGGGCACAGGCGUCGAGGAGGUCAUAGUCGACGACAAGGGCAUCGUCACCGUCGAGGACCACAUCUAUGAGAAGGGAUGCACCAAGACGUGGCAGGAGGGCCUCGAGGCCGCCAAGAAGAUUGGCUUCCCCGUCAUGGUCAAGGCCUCGGAGGGCGGCGGUGGCAAGGGCAUCCGAAAGGUCGACAGCGAAGAGGGCUUCGAGGCGCUGUACAGGGCAGCUGCCUCGGAAAUCCCGGGGUCGCCCAUCUUCAUCAUGAAGCUCGCGGGCAGCGCGCGCCAUCUCGAGGUGCAGCUGCUGGCUGACCAGUACGGCAACAACAUCUCCCUGUUCGGACGUGACUGUUCGGUACAGCGACGCCACCAGAAGAUCAUCGAGGAGGCGCCCGUCACAGUCGCUUCCUCCAACACCUUCCAGGAGAUGGAGAAGGCUGCAGUGUCCCUUGGCAGACUGGUUGGAUACGUUUCAGCCGGUACUGUCGAGUACCUGUAUUCGCACUCCGACGACAAAUUCUACUUCCUCGAGCUGAAUCCCCGUCUGCAGGUGGAGCACCCCACCACAGAAAUGGUCACGGGCGUAAAUCUGCCUGCUGCCCAGCUCCAGAUUGCCAUGGGUCUGCCAUUGCAUAGAAUCCGCGACAUCCGAUUGCUGUACGGCGCCGACCCGCACGCCGGCUCACAGAUCGACUUCUCCUUCUCCACUGAGGGCAGCAUCCAGAACCAGCGACGACCGACUCCCAAGGGCCACUGCACGGCCUGCCGUAUCACCUCUGAAGAUCCCGACGAGGGCUUCAAGCCAUCGGGUGGUACUAUCCACGAUCUGAACUUCAGGAGUAGCUCCAACGUCUGGGGUUACUUCUCCGUCAGUUCUGCUGGUGGUAUCCACAGCUUCUCCGACUCCCAGUUCGGUCACAUCUUCGCUUACGGUGAGAACCGACAAGCAUCGCGGAAACACAUGGUUGUUGCGCUCAAGGAAUUGAGCAUCCGUGGAGAUUUCCGAACGACUGUUGAAUACCUGAUCAAGCUGCUUGAAACACCUGCUUUCGAAGACAACACCAUGACGACUGGCUGGCUCGACGAGCUCAUCUCCAAGAAGCUUACUGCGGAACGACCAGACCCCAUGAUUGCCGUUAUCUGCGGUGCUGUCACGAAAGCUCACGCUGCGAGCGAUGUAUGCAUUGGCGAGUACAAGACUAGCUUGGAGAAGGGUCAGGUCUCCUCCAAAGACCUCCUCAAGACUGUGUUCCCUAUCGACUUCAUCUACGAAGGUUACCGGUAUAAGUUUACUGCGACAAGGUCCACGAUUGACACGUACACGCUCUUCAUCAACGGUUCGAAGUGCUCCGUCGGUAUUCGAGCGCUUGCCGACGGUGGUCUCUUGAUUUUGCUGAGCGGAAAGUCCCACAACGUCUACUGGAAGGAGGAGGUUGGUGCCACUCGUCUCUCUGUCGAUGGUAAGACCUGCCUCCUCGAGCAAGAAAACGACCCCACCCAGCUUCGUACUCCCUCUCCUGGUAAGCUUGUCAAGUUUAUCGUGGAAAAUGGCGACCAUGUUUCCAAGGGUCAGGCCUACGCUGAAGUCGAGGUCAUGAAGAUGUACAUGCCUUUGAUCGCCCAGGAAGCCGGUAUCGUCAAUCUGAUCAAGCAGCCGGGAGCCACGCUCGAGGCUGGUGACAUUAUCGGUGUUCUGGCUCUUGACGACCCGUCCAAGGUCAAGUCGGCUCAAAACUUCUUGGGUCUUCUCCCCGCCCUUGGAUCGCCGCAGGUCAUGGGUGCCAAACCACCGCAGCGAUUCGCAUACCUCUUUGGAGUCCUCCAAAACAUCCUCCAAGGUUUCGACAAUCAGGUCAUUAUGCAGACCACCCUCAAAGAACUUGUCGAUGUUCUCCGGGACCCAGAGCUGCCAUACGGCGAGUGGAAUGCCCAGGCAUCUGCUCUCCACGCGCGUAUGCCACAGAAGCUCGACACCAUAUUGUCUCAGACCGUCGAGAAGGCACAUAGCCGCACUCUCGAGUUCCCCAGCAAGCAGCUCAACAAGGCUUUCCAGAAGUUCAUCGAUGAGAAUGUGGCCAAGGGCGAUGCUGAUCUUCUGAGGUCUGGGCUAGCCCCCCUCACAGAUGUCAUCGCCCGCUACUCUGAGGGACUCAAGGCACAUGAAUACACGGUCGUGAUUCAGUUCUUGGAGAUGUACUGGGCUACCGAGUCGCUCUUCUCCGGCCGCACAUCUCGUGAUGAAGAGAUUAUCCUCAAGCUUCGUGACGAGAACCGCGACAACAUCGAAAGUGUUGUCCACACUGUUCUUUCCCACACUAGGGUUAGCGCAAAGAACAACCUCGUUAUUGCCAUUCUCGACCUCUACCGACCGAACAAGCCUGGCGUUGGAAACAUUGCCAAGUACUUCAAGGGUACUCUCAAGAAGCUCACUGAGCUUGAGUCCAGACAGACUGCCAAGGUGUCACUCAAGGCUCGUGAGGUUCUCAUCCAGUGUGCUAUGCCCUCUCUCGAGGAACGUACCACACAGAUGGAGCACAUUUUGCGAUCGGCAGUUGUUGAAUCACGCUAUGGUGAGAGUGGUUGGGACCACCGUGAGCCCAAUUUCGAGGUCAUCAAGGAGGUCGUUGACUCGAGAUACACUGUCUUCGACGUCCUGACGCAGUUCUUCGUCCACCAGGACCCGUGGGUCUCUCUUGCUGCGUUGGAAGUGUACACUCGUCGCGCGUACCGUGCGUACCAGCUCCAGGACAUCCAAUACCACAACGAGGGUGAACAACUCUGCCUUCUUUCUUGGGAUUUCGUCCUUCGUAAGGUUGGUGAAGCAGAGUACGGUCUUGCCGUAGAGCCUUCCGAGCCUGGUACCCCGAUGACCCCCGGAUUCGAGCGACCACCUCGCAUCCAAUCCAUGAGCGACUUGAGCGCUUGGAAUGCUCGCUUCGAGGGCGAACCCUCUAGGAAAGGUGUCGUCGUUCCUGUUGAGUAUCUUGACGAUGCCGAUGAGUCGAUUGCGAAGGCUCUUGACAUCUUCACGAAUUCCGGUGACUCGAAGAAGGGUGGUAUCACUUUGAAGCAAAGCAUGGCUUUGAAGCGUACUCCGACUUCCGGUGUUCUUCCCAACAGGGGUACAGACGAGCUUACCGGUGUGCUGAACGUCGCUGUCCGUGAUAUCGAGGGCGUUGAUGACAAGGAGAUCUUGGAACGCAUUCUUCCUCUCGUCGAAGAGUACAAGGAGGAGUUGCUUUCUCACCGCAUUCGCCGCCUCACUUUCAUCUGCGGUCAUAGGGAUGGAACUUACCCUGGCUACUACACCUUCCGUGGCCCAGAGUAUGAAGAAGAUGACAGUAUUCGUCACGUCGAGCCUGCUCUUGCUUUCCAGCUUGAGCUUGGGCGUUUGUCAAAGUUCAACAUCAAGCCCGUGUUCACCGAGAACCGCAACAUCCAUAUCUACGAGGCUGUUGGCAAGGGUGCUGAAAGCGAUAAGCGCUACUUCCUUAGGGCUGUUGUUCGAUCUGGACGCCUUCGUGAGGAGAUCCCUACUGCAGAGUACAUGGUCUCUGAGACUGAUCGGUUGAUGACUGACAUUCUGGAUGCCUUGGAGAUUGUUGGCACUUCUCAAGCUGACAUGAACCACAUCUUCAUCAACUUCUCUCACGUGUUCCCUCUCAACCCCGCUGAGGUUGAGGAGGCCAUCGGCGGCUUUUUGGAACGCUUUGGUCGACGACUCUGGCGCCUUCGUGUCACCGGCGCUGAGAUCCGCAUCAUUGUGACCGAUCCUGCGACUGGCAUUCCUUACCCUCUGCGCGUCAUCAUCACCAACACCUCUGGAUACGUCAUUCAAGUUGAGAUGUAUGCGGAGCGCAAGUCUGAGAAGGCUGGCAAGUGGCUCUUCCACAGCAUCGGCGGAACAACCAAGAUUGGCGCGCUUCAUCUCCAGCCCGUGACAACGCCUUACCCGACCAAGGGAGCUCUUCAGCCAAAGAGGUACAAGGCUCAUCUUAUGGGAACUCAGUAUGUCUACGACUUUCCCGAGCUCUUCCGGCAAGCGACCGAGAACAGCUGGUCGGCGGCUAUUGCCAAGCACCCUUACCUCCGCGACAAGCAGCCAGCGAAGGGAGAGUGCGUUGAGCACUUUGAGCUGGUGCUUGACGACACUGACAACCUGGCUGAGGUCAACCGUGAUCCUGGUAACAACUCCAUCGGUAUGGUCGGUUGGAUCGUUACUGCGAAGACUCCUGAGUACCCUCGUGGCCGUCGCUUCAUCAUCAUCGCCAACGACAUCACCUACAAGAUCGGUUCGUUCGGUCCCCAGGAAGACAAUUUCUUCCACAAGUGCUCAGAGCUUGCACGUAAGCUCGGCAUCCCACGAAUCUACCUUUCUGCCAACUCUGGAGCUCGUAUUGGUCUCGCUGAGGAGCUCAUUCCUCACUUCUCCGUUGCUUGGAAGGAUGAGGGCAAGCCUGAGGCGGGCUUCGACUACCUCUACCUGACCCCAGAGAAGUAUGCGCACUUCGUGGACGGAAAGCGUAAUGAUGUCAUCUGCGAGAAGGUCGAUGUUGAUGGUCAGACGCGACACAAGAUCACCACCGUCAUUGGUGCAGAGGAUGGACUUGGUGUUGAGUCGCUCCGGGGCUCUGGUCUGAUCGCUGGUGAGACAUCAAGAGCUUACGAGGACAUCUUCACCAUCACGUUGGUAACUUGCCGCUCAGUUGGUAUCGGUGCCUACCUUGUCCGUCUUGGUCAGCGUGCUAUCCAGAUCGAGGGCCAGCCGAUCAUCCUCACGGGUGCCCAGGCUAUCAACAAGCUGCUCGGUCGUGAAGUGUACACAUCCAACCUCCAGCUCGGUGGAACCCAGAUCAUGUACAGGAAUGGUGUUUCGCAUCAGACCGCCGAGGAUGACUUCGAAGGUGUUUCCAAGAUCGUUAAGUGGAUGUCGUUUGUGCCUGACAAGAAGGGCAACCCUGUUCCUAUCUCGCCAACAUCUGAUGACUGGGACCGCGAUGUUACGUACUACCCACCUGGAAAGGCUGCCUACGAUGUCAGGCACCUCAUCGCCGGGAAGGACGACGAGGAUGGCUUCCAGUCUGGUCUCUUCGACAAGGGCUCCUUCGAGGAAACGCUUGGUGGCUGGGCAAAGACCGUUGUUGUUGGACGAGCUCGCCUUGGUGGUAUCCCUGUGGGUGUCAUUGGCGUCGAGACUCGCUCAGUUGAGAACGUCACGCCUGCUGAUCCCGCCAACCCUGACUCCGUCGAGCAAGUCACAUCUGAGGCUGGUGGUGUCUGGUACCCUAACUCCGCAUUCAAGACGGCCCAGGCCAUCAAGGACUUCAACAACGGUGAGCAGCUGCCGCUGAUGAUCCUCGCCAACUGGCGUGGUUUCUCUGGUGGUCAGCGCGACAUGUACAACGAGGUCCUCAAGUACGGUUCGUACAUUGUGGAUGCUCUUGUCAAGUUCGAGCAGCCUAUCUUUGUGUACAUUCCGCCAUACGGUGAACUCCGUGGUGGCUCCUGGGUCGUCGUCGAUCCUACCAUCAACCCUCAAUUCAUGGAGAUGUACGCUGACGAGGACUCGCGCGGUGGUGUUCUCGAGCCCGAAGGCAUUGUCGGCAUCAAGUUCCGCAAGGAGAAGCAACUCGAGACCAUGGCACGCAACGACCCCACAUAUGCUGCUCUCAAGAGCAAGCUGAACAACCCCUCGACACCACAAGAUCAGCUCCAGAAAAUCAAGGCUGAGAUGACCGAGCGCGAACAGUUACUGCUGCCUGUCUACAGCCAGAUCGCCAUCCAGUUCGCUGACCUUCACGAUCGUUCCGGCCGUAUGAUGGCCAAGGGUGUUAUCCGCCAAGCUCUGCGAUGGCAGAACGCGCGCCGCUUCUUCUACUGGCGUCUUCGCCGCCGUCUCAACGAGGAGUACAUCCUGAAGAAGCUUGCCGCUGCCGCCGCGCCAUCGCAAGACCAGCCCAAGGCCGACGCUGUCACACGCGCCCGUGGCCUCGAGAUGCUUCAAGCUUGGUGCAACAUUCCCCAGUUCGAGACCGACGACAUGAGUGUUGCAACCUGGUACGAGGAGAACCGAAAGACUGUCCACGAGCGCGUCGAAAAGCUGCGAAGCGAAGGCAUUGCGCUUGAGGUCGCGCAACUGAUGCGCAAGGAUCGUGAAGGCGGUCUCAAGGGUGUUGUCGCGCUGCUCAGCACGCUACCAACAGCAGAGAAGGAAGAGGUCAUCAAGAUGUUGAGCCGAUCGUAGGACAGCCCCUUGGAAUAGUGUAUAUUAGGUUUUCUCGCUUCGUGUGAAUCUUGGCAUUUUGGGGGGGUGUUUUGGGAUGGCGGCGAGUGUUGUACUUAGCGUUCCUGUUGCUUUUGGGUGUGUGUGUGUUUGGCAUCCGGAAGUGAGAUUAGAUAUAUCCCUGUGCAAAGGAGGUGGAGGUGUUGGGAGGCACUUAUCCAUCGCCUUGUGGAAUGUAUCUGAAAUUGUUCAACCAAUUUUUGGCGUGGUUCGAAUUGACUUGCUCCUUACACAUACGCAUCUUGACAAAAUGUCUACAAAUUUCGUUGUCGAAAAGAGUUUUUCAAAACAGUGAAC
Molecule: messenger RNA, 7628 nt
Organism: Dothidotthia symphoricarpi CBS 119687
Lineage: Eukaryota; Fungi; Ascomycota; Dothideomycetes; Pleosporales; Dothidotthiaceae
Exons: 5
Coding region: 432-7292 (2286 amino acids)
Biological process (GO): fatty acid biosynthetic process
Molecular function (GO): ATP binding; metal ion binding; acetyl-CoA carboxylase activity
Source: RefSeq, a predicted model, not a curated record